UGUCAGUUGAGUUGUAAUAAUAUACAUAUGGUCUAAACAAAAUCAAUGUAAAAUUGGAAUGCUGAAAGUUAAUAGUAUAUUAUUGAAUCAAGAUGCAACAUGUUUAUCUGUUUCGCUGGACAAUGGAUACAAAAUCUUUCAAUUGAAUCCUUUGAAAUUGAGAGCUCAGAGAACGUUUAAAGAUGAAGGAUUUUCCAUAGUGCAGAUGCUUUAUAGAAGCAACAUUCUACUGCUGGUCGGAGGAGGGAAUAAUCCAAAGUACCCACCAAAUAAGCUCAUUGUUUGGGAUGAUGUGAAGGAAAAACCUGUUCGCGAGCUUGAGUUACACUUCGAAAUCAAAGGAUUAUCUUUUGAUGGUGAACAUUUGGUGAUCGCUACUGCUUCAAAACUCUUUCUGUAUCAGUUUACCCAUGCUAUGAAAUUACUUCGGACUAUAGACACCCAGAACCCAAAAGGCUUAUGUGCUAUGGUCUCUACUAAGGAAAAAACUACGGCGGUAUUUCCUUCGAAAAAAGUCGGACAAGUCCAAAUUUUGUUUUUGUAUAAAGACCUUAUAAAUACCAGCAUUAUCUCCGCGCACGAUAGCGAACUAUCUUGCUUAGGAAUAUCUAAUUCAGGUUCUAAAAUCGCCUCCUCAUCUUCCUUUGGAACCCUUAUUAGAGUAUGGAACACAGAAACAGGAGAAAAAGUAUCCGAGUUUCGACGGGGGUAUCAACAUGUAUCCAUUUCCCAAUUGUCCUUUUCACCAGAUGAAUUGUUAUUGGCGUGUGCUAGCGCCAAAGAAACCUUACAUGUAUUUUCGUUGAAAGGUAGUCCUAAUACUAACAGAAGUAUAAAAUCUUCGACCACCGAUCCCCAAGAUACAGGUGAACUAUCCUCAUCCACAAAUGAAUCUCAUCGCCGGACACAUUGGAAAAGACAUAUGUUGAAAUUGAUUGACAGUGGAAAACGUGCUCACUGGAGAAUUCAGUUGUACCAAUCGAGUCCAAUUCUUCUUCACUGGCUUGAUGAAAUGACUUUGAUGGUCUGUUAUAGUGAUGCUACAUAUCAGAAAAUUCGCUUAACUGUUCAUGAAAUAACACGGUCUGAUGAUCAUAUCGUGUCCCAUGCUAAUUACUGUUAUGAUUAUAUCUUAGAAGCUGAUGGGUCCCUCUAAAAUCGUUUUUGAUACGAAUUACAGAUAAUAUUUAAUUAGAGAAUCAAACAAGAUUUGCAUCCUUGGUUUGCUACUUCUCUGCUAAUAAUUACUUUAAUGAACAGAUUGUCGAUUUCCUUUGCUUGUAAAUUUUUAUAAUUAAUACUUUAUUAAAUAUUAUAAUUCAGCC
Messenger RNA from Schizosaccharomyces cryophilus OY26, 1325 nucleotides. RefSeq names its product WD repeat protein. The record is from RefSeq and is a predicted model, not a curated record. Lineage: Eukaryota; Fungi; Ascomycota; Schizosaccharomycetes; Schizosaccharomycetales; Schizosaccharomycetaceae. Gene Ontology annotation, molecular function: protein binding; phosphatidylinositol-3,5-bisphosphate binding; phosphatidylinositol-3-phosphate binding. Gene Ontology annotation, biological process: autophagy of mitochondrion; nucleophagy; protein localization to phagophore assembly site. Gene Ontology annotation, cellular component: extrinsic component of membrane; cytosol; phagophore assembly site membrane. The transcript has 5 exons. The coding region runs from base 59 to 1156 and encodes 365 amino acids.